Messenger RNA from Mya arenaria, 653 nucleotides. RefSeq lists its product as uncharacterized. Bases 77 to 391 code for a protein of 104 amino acids. The record is from RefSeq and is a predicted model, not a curated record. Lineage: Eukaryota; Metazoa; Mollusca; Bivalvia; Myida; Myidae. The transcript is spliced from 3 exons.
UUAUCUUUGGACUUUUACAAGGCUUUUAUCUUUGUUUACAAGUAAUUAAUUGACCGUUUAAUCAUCGGAAUUGAACAUGAAAGCAUCGAUAGUUUUACUUCUCUGCUGCGUUUACGCUGUCUACAGCAUAAACCCUUGUUCAUAUGGUGCGCCUCUGGCUAAUCAUAAUUGUGGACGUGGUGGCAGUGCAUGCCCCAGUCACCACUACUGCGAAAUAGCCCCUGAUGAUUCUUAUGCCGUAUGCUGUCCCACCCACUGUGCCAGCGGUGCACAUUUGAAAAACAGUGACGGUAGCCCUUUAAAUUGCGGGCGUGGAGGGGUCAGAUGCCCGAAUGACUACACGUGUAACGUUGCUCCGACAGAUGCAUGGGCCGUUUGCUGUCCGAACUAAUACUAAUUAGUAAUUAGUAAAUGCAAUUGUUAUUUCUGUUCGAAUAAAAAGGGUACAGACAACACUAUUUUCUGCUGGGUGACAAAUAUUGAAUCUAGCUAAACCGAUAUCAUCAUAAAAACGCAUUUCAUUAUAACUAAAUUAAUACAGGUUUUCCAAACGAAUGGCUCGCUUAAUAGUUAUUUAUCUGCAGCAAACAUUGUUAAGCCUACAAAGAAGAAGUAUCAUGUUAGAUACUGCCAAUAAAUUUCAAUGAAACAUU